UUUUUUAUUCUUUUAGAAAUCUUACACCAUCUUGAACUUCUCUAAGGAAAGGGGACUGACGACAUUAAACCACCAGCUUCGCGGGGUUAUAAAAUUGUGAAAAGGGCAAAUCAACGCAUUUUCAGACUUAGCAGCUUUAUCUGAGUUACUGCAUCUCCGCCAUCGAGUGUGCCGAUCAAAAGGCUGAGAAAAGGAUGGAGCACCACAUUUUCUUCCUAAUGCUACUGUUUGUAGCCUCAGGUCAUCUCAUUCAAGACCCCUCACUGGAUGACCACUGGGAGGCCUGGAAGGAAAGCUACCAGAAAACAUACAAGGAUAAGGGAUAUGAGCUUUCAAGGAGGCUAAUUUGGGAAAAGAAUUUCCACAUGAUUGAGGAGCAUAACCUUAAGUUUUCUAAAGGACAAUCAACUUUUGAGAUGGGAAUAAACCACCUUGGGGACAUGACCAAUGAAGAAAUUAAUUCCAUGCUCAAUAGAUUCAGGAUACCUGAUGACAACAGAAACAACUUUACUGAUGCUAAAUACACUGAACCUUCAGAUUAUCAGUCUUCAAGGGGAGUAAAUUGGGUCAAGAAGGGGUAUGUCACUAAUGUCCGAGACCAGGGGCAUUGUGGCUCCUGCUGGGCUUUCAGUGCCACGGGUGCUCUUGAAGGCCUACUCAAGAAGACCACAGGCAAACUGGUGGAGCUGAGCCCCCAGAACUUGAUGGACUGCUCCACAGACUUUGGAAACCAUGGUUGUAAUGGAGGAUACAUAACCAGAGCUUUUAAGUAUGUGAUGUCGAAUAACGGCAUUGACUCUGAAAAGAGCUACCCUUAUAAACACAAGGAAGGAAGAUGUCGAUACCAUCUUUCAGGAAGAGCAGCGACAUGCAACUCAUACAAAACCAUACCAUGGGGCAGUGAGAAGGCUCUUCAAAGAGCAGUGGCUAGUGUUGGUCCUGUAAGUGUAUGCAUUGAUGCCAGUCAAUCUUCCUUUCAUUACUAUAAAAAAGGUAUCUACUAUGAGCCAUUAUGCAGCAGUCAAAAGAUAAACCAUGCUGUUUUGCUGGUGGGAUAUGAUAAUGAGAAUGACUUUGACUACUGGUUGGUUAAGAACAGUUGGGGUACUGACUGGGGAAAUCAAGGAUACAUUCAAAUGAUCCGAAAUCGAAACAACAAUUGUGGAAUAAGCUGUUUGGCUUCUUAUCCAACAAUGUGAUGACCUUUCGAUCCCAAGGUUGAUACUUGACUGCAUGAGCUGAUGCAAACCUCAAAGCCAAAUCUGUCACUGCACUCUGCUGCUGAGCAUUUACCAAAGAUUCAUCAUAACUUCAUUCAGGCAAUCUGUGAAGAAAAAACAGUUAAAAAGCUUUUUCAUUUUAAAUUUGUUAAUUGAUGUUAAACACAAACACUGCAUAAACUGGGCUAGCUCACUAUCCAGAGUUGGUACCUCCUUGUGCCAGAUGUUGCCCUGAUAAUUACUUGAUUCCCAUAGCUUUGAAAUGGAUAAGAUUAUUAUAAAUGUGUUUGAUCAACAACAUAUCAAAAUUUCCUGGACAUCAUUGUAUUGUGGCAUAGAAAUCCCCAGUAAAGAUGAGCAGUUUUAUUUUGUUUUUAACUAAAACCUAAAAUAAGAUCAGCCUAAUUCUGAAAAGUGAACACAUGGCACUUUGUAAUAUUUGUCAUACAUUAAAUAGGAGUCUCAGAACAGCAAACAUUUUCUUUCAAAACCUAGAUUCAAAAUUUUGCCUAAGCAUUGCAGGACUCAUUCAUCAGCACUGACCACUAUGACUCAAAGCCUAAAAAAUGUGUUUGUUAGUCAAAGUUGUUACUCUGUGCAGAUUUAAAAAUUGAUGUUCUGCUAAUUAUAUUAAUUCAGGCUGAAGAUUACAAACUCCAUGUACUACAUUCAUUAUUCUGUAACUCUACCAGUUUGUAAGAAUGCUCAGG
Molecule: messenger RNA, 1930 nt
Organism: Polypterus senegalus (gray bichir)
Lineage: Eukaryota; Metazoa; Chordata; Cladistia; Polypteriformes; Polypteridae
Product: procathepsin L-like
Exons: 8
Coding region: 195-1199 (334 amino acids)
Biological process (GO): immune response
Cellular component (GO): lysosome
Molecular function (GO): cysteine-type endopeptidase activity
Source: RefSeq, a predicted model, not a curated record